Molecule: messenger RNA, 1605 nt
Organism: Penicilliopsis zonata CBS 506.65
Lineage: Eukaryota; Fungi; Ascomycota; Eurotiomycetes; Eurotiales; Aspergillaceae
Exons: 2
Coding region: 493-1443 (316 amino acids)
Molecular function (GO): oxidoreductase activity
Source: RefSeq, a predicted model, not a curated record
UGUGUAACGCGCAAUCCCUGCAGGGAGAUCUCCCGAUCCCGUGGACCUCAGGCCUGGAAUCCCCUUGCCUGAGAUGGAAGGACUCUCGGGCCGCGUUGGAAGGGGGACCGGUCCGAAAGACGUAAAGGGGGGGAACUGAUUGGCACUGGUCCAUAAAGACGGUGAGGCAAGCCAAUGUUGAAAAGGGUCCCUGGAAGGCGAAGGUUGAGGAUGGAUAUCUGCAUGAUUAUGGAUAGCCACGGGUGAUGACCUCUUGCGAAUAGCCAAGCAAAUCCUUGAUAGGAGGCCAGGCGGACGCUGGUUGGGCGACAGUCGACGCCUAUAGCCUCCGUUGUGUCCUACAGGAUGAGUUAAGAUUCUUGGCUUGUUGUUCACGAUGCCUUCCAAGUCUUGAGUCAUGACUAUAAAGGGUUCACGAUGUGUCUCCCGGCUGAUGGAUCAUCCUCAUACUUUGGAUUCAUCCUCUUCUUUCUUUCCUCUCUUUCUAUCACAAUGGCCAUGUUUUCCCACCGCAGAUGCCUCGUUGCCGGCAUGGCAGCCUGCAAAAGACUCAACUACCGUCGUCACUAUGCCAAUGUCUCCGAAUUAGCCAGUGUCCCCCAGCUAGCUGUUCACAGCCAACAAACAGCUCAUGACCAAUCCCAUCUGCAAACCAUCCACCAUCACCUUCAUAAAGAUGGAAUCCUGAAGCUCGGGCUCACCUUCUCCGACGACACAAGCAGCUACCUGCAGCAACUGAUCAUGAACCUACACCGCCACCACUCACACGGCCUACCCAUCACGCACAGCGCAGAGCGCGGAUGGUUCUGGGAUGUGCGGCCGAGCCCGGACUCGUUCCAGAGCAACAACGUUCAGGCCCGCUCGGAGACGAUGGAGGAAUUUCCCUGGCACACAGACUGCAGCUAUGAGAGCGCACCGCCGCGCUUCUUUGCUCUUCAGGUCCUACAGCCAGACCGCUGCGGCGGGGGGACCUUAUCCGUCUUGAAGGUGGAGAAACUGCUGGGCCUACUGUCGGCUUCAACCCGGCGCGAACUCGCCAAAGCCCAGUUCGAAAUCACCGUACCGGAAGAGUUUGUCAAGGAGUCACAUCAACGGGUUAUUGUGGGGAGCGUGUUGGGUCUGUAUGACGACAAGAACGCGGGCAACAGCAGCAGCAGCAGCAGUAGCAAUGAUUCCCCCCCCGUCCUUCGCUUCCGUGACGACAUCUUCACCCCUUUGACGAGCAGCGCGGAGGCAGCCCUCGCGGAACUCAAGAGCGUGAUGACCGGCGCAGAGGCGGAGCGCGCCACGCUGCAUCUUACGGCGCAGAUGAUGCCGCGCGGGUCGGUCAUCUUGCUCGACAACGGGCGAUGGCUGCAUGCCCGCAACGAGGUCAAGGAUCCGGCGCGGCAUUUGCGACGGGUGAGAUGGGAUGCGCGGAAGCUCAAGGCGGGAGAAGUAUGAAGAGGGACAAGAAAAAAAAGUGCCAUUUGUUUUUUCUUUUUGAAGUUUCUGCGCCUUUGGUUUUUGUUUUUGGGGGUGGUAUCCUGUUAGUUUUGUAUAGAUUAGCCUUAUACCACUGUUCUUCUGUUCUUACUUUAUCUAAAUUGAUAAUAUGGUCCACAA